Messenger RNA from Rubroshorea leprosula, 776 nucleotides. Lineage: Eukaryota; Viridiplantae; Streptophyta; Magnoliopsida; Malvales; Dipterocarpaceae. The record is from the annotation of a GenBank genome assembly.
UCUUUUCGCUUGCAUAUUGCAUUUUGCUUGUCAUCCUUUUUGGUCUUAACUAGUUUAAUAGAUUGAAUUUUGAUGCAUAAUGUGAUACUAUUUACCCUAGAUUUUAAUGUUAUUUGAGUAUGCAAAGUCUGUUAUCAUCCAUUACAAAAACUGGAACCCCAUUGCAAUCUGCAAGCUCUCCUUUUGUUGUCCCAUCUCCCUCUACUCCCAUAGAAAAGGGCAUUAAUUGGAUCCCUCGUGAUGGCUCCAGAAUUUAUUUUUGGCGAGAUAGAUGGCUCUUGAAGGAUCCUCUUUGUUCUUUGUUUCAUGGUCCUUUCAGGCCGCAUGACCUUAAUCUCACCUUGAAAGAUAUUUUACUUCCUAAUGGUAGAUGGAAUCUGGAUCAUGUUGCCUAUCCUCUACCUCAAGAUAUCAUUCAAAGAAUUGCUGCUACUCCUAUCCAGAAACAUAGUUCUGAGAAAGAUUCCUUUAUUUGGAAUUCGUCUUCGAAUGGCAAUUUCUCCAUGGCAAAGAACAUUCAAUGGUCAAAUGAAGAUGAUUGGUCUUGGAUUUGGAAAGUCUUAGGCACCUUCUUUUUGCUUGCAUAUUGCAUUUUGCUUGUCAUCCUUUUUGGUCUUAACUAGUUUAAUAGAUUGAAUUCUGAUGCAUGAUGUGAUACUAUUUACCCUAGAUUUUAAUGUUAUUUGAGUAUGUUAUAUGUGAUUUUAUUUGAUUCUACAUAAGUUUUGUUGGUUUUGUAAAGAAGAACUCAAUCGUAAAAAAUUAGAAAUUUUAGA